This is a messenger RNA of Oncorhynchus kisutch (coho salmon), 5663 nucleotides long. Its product is annotated as lysine-specific demethylase 4B. Gene Ontology annotation, biological process: regulation of gene expression; chromatin remodeling. Lineage: Eukaryota; Metazoa; Chordata; Actinopteri; Salmoniformes; Salmonidae. Gene Ontology annotation, molecular function: histone H3K9 demethylase activity. Gene Ontology annotation, cellular component: nucleus; chromatin. Bases 165 to 3998 code for a protein of 1277 amino acids. The transcript is spliced from 22 exons. The record is from RefSeq and is a predicted model, not a curated record.
AUGCAGCCGUACACAUCUCAUUUGCAUAGAGUUGAUCAGUCAGUUGAUUGUGGCCUGUUGAAUGUUGUCCCACUCCUUCAAUGGCUGUGCGAAGUUGCUGGAUAUUGUCAGGAACUGGAAUAUGCUGGCGUACACGUCGAUAGAAAAGAUCCCGAACAUGCUCAAUGGGCGACAUGUCUGUUCUACCUGCCACCAUGUCGCUGGAAGCACCAGACAUGGGCCACGAUCCUGCACCAGACAUGGGCCACGAUCCUGCACCAGACAUGGGCCACGAUCCUGCACCAGACAUGGGCCACGAUCCUGCACCAAACAUGUCCCCAGAACUAGCUGCAGAUUCCGCUCCAGCCCCAGAAUUAGCCCCUGAGCUAACAGCAGAUUCAGCCCCAGAACUAGCUGCAGAUUCAGCUCCGGUCCCAGUAAUGAAUCCAGGUUGUAAGAUCAUGACAUUCCGGCCCACCAUGGAGGAAUUUAAGGACUUUGCCAAAUACAUUGCCUACAUGGAGACUCAAGGAGCACACCGCGCAGGCCUGGCGAAGGUGAUUCCCCCCAAGGGCUGGAAGCCACGGAAGUCAUAUGACGUCAUUGAGGAGAUGACGAUCCCUGCUCCCAUCAUGCAGGUGGUGACUGGCCAGUCAGGCCUCUUUACCCAGUACAACAUCCAGAAGAAGUCCAUGACUGUGGGGGAGUACCGCCAACUGGCCAACAGCAGAAAGUACUGUACUCCCCGACACAAGGACUUUGACGACCUGGAGAGGAAGUACUGGAAGAACCUCACCUUUGUGUCUCCAAUCUACGGGGCUGACGUCAGCGGCUCCAUCUAUGACUCCGAGAUUAGUGAGUGGAACAUCGGCCACCUGAACACGCUGCUGGACAUGGUGGAGCAGGAGUGUGGCAUCGUGAUCGAGGGGGUGAACACUCCCUACCUGUACUUUGGCAUGUGGAAGACCACCUUCGCCUGGCACACAGAGGACAUGGAUCUCUACAGUAUCAACUACCUCCACUUUGGAGAGCCCAAGUCCUGGUAUGCCAUCCCACCUGAGCACGGGAAAAGGCUGGAGAGGCUGGCUCAAGGUUUCUUCCCAGGCAGUUCCCAGGGCUGUGACGCCUUUCUCCGCCACAAGAUGACUCUCAUCUCCCCGUCCAUACUGAAGAAGUACAGCAUCCCCUUCGACAGGAUCACUCAGGAAGAAGGCGAGUUUAUGGUCACCUUUCCUUAUGGCUAUCACGCCGGAUUCAACCACGGCUUCAACUGCGCCGAGUCCACCAACUUUGCCACCCUGCGUUGGAUUGACUACGGCAAGAUGGCAACACAGUGUACAUGUCGUAAGGACAUGGUGAAGAUCUCCAUGGACGUGUUUGUCCGCUGCCUGCAGCCGGAGCGCUACGUCCAGUGGAAACAGGGCAAGGACGGCAUGGUGCUGGACCACCAGCGACCCACCACCCUGACCAGCCCUGAGCUGGAGCACUGGAGGGCCAACCGGGUCACCUACCGCCAGAAACUGCUUCAGAGAGCUUUACAGAAGAAGGAGCAGCUGCGGCGGCUGAAACUGGAGGAGGUCAAGGUUCUGGCGGAGGAAGGCAUCGAGAUGGAUGCCGCCGAGUACCAGCGUCAGGUGGAGGAGCGAGAGGCCCAGCGGCGCCAGGAGAGGGAGGAGAGGAUGGCCCGGGAGGCGUUUCAGACCCUGGAGGCCAUGGAGAGAGAGGACCAGGAGAGGGAAGAACAGGAGAGGCAGGACCGAGAGAGGCAGGAAGCCGUUGCCGCCAAGGCCACAAGAGUACACGACCCCCAGGCAGACCCACAGCACUUGACGGCAAAUGGAGAGAAGAAAAAGAAGAAGAAGAAGAAGAAGAAGAAGCAACAACAACCUACCCUGCCACUGGCCCCUAUAAAUUCCUUCCAAGCAGCGUUUGAGAAGUUUGCCACAUUCAACAUGCCCCAGACACCAAAGGAACCCCAAGGCAGCAAUGACACGGAAAUACCAGCAGAGGGCAGGCUUGAUGUGAAAGGCAUGCAGCAGCAGUCAUCGUACUACUCUAAGCAGUUGAAGAUUAAGAUGGAGGUGAAGAAGAGUCGCCGGCACCCCCUCAGCAAGCCGCCUAUGCGCUCUCCGCUAUCCAUCGUCAAGCAGGAAAUGUCCAGCGAUGAAGAGCUGUUCUCCCCUUUGCCACUGGAUGGCCAUGUGAAGAAGGCGGGCCACUUGUGGCAGAACCGCACUCCUAACAUCCUGGCUGAGAAGAGUUUCAACGCGGCCGUGGCCACCCUGGAACCCUACUGUGCCGUAUGCACCCUGUUCUGCCCAUACACCCAGCCCCAGAAGGACUCUCUGUACCUGUCUGACAGCCCCAGCGCCCUCAACCACACCCACACUCCCGGCUGCGGCAGCCGCACCCACCCGCUGGUCCCAGAGAUGUGCUUCAGCGCCGGGCCGGACAACACGGAGCCGCUGCCCUCCAACUCCCACACGGGAGAAGACUGCACCAGCCCGCUGAUCUCCUGCUCCUUCUGCAGCCUGCAGGUCCACUCCAGUUGUUAUGGUGUUAGUCUGGACACGGUACACAAUCAGUCCUGGAUGUGUUCGCGAUGUACAGCGCUCGCCUGGACAGCGGACUGCUGUCUGUGUAACUUACGGGGAGGGGCUCUGAAGAUGACCACAGACAACCGGUGGGUCCAUGUGAUUUGUGCCAUCGCCGUGGCGGAGGCUCGCUUCGUCAACGCCAUCGCAAGGGAGCCGGUAGACAUCAGCGCCAUCCCCGAUAGCAGGAAGAGUCUGAAGUGUGUGUACUGCCACAAGAACACCAAGCAGAUGUGCGGGGCGUGUAUCCAGUGUUCCCACGACAACUGCUCCACCUCCUUCCACGUCACCUGCGCCCACAUCGCCGGUGUGCUCAUGAAGCCAGCCGAUUGGCCCUACGUGGUGUCUGUCACCUGCCACAAGCAUAAGAAGACCAAUCACAAGGCAAGGGUGGGGCCAAGGGGGGAGUUUUCUCUUGGUCAGAAGGUAAUUGGUCGGAACAUCGAUGGCUGGUUCUACCCCUGCACCAUCAUUGGCAUGACCUCACAAACCUUCUACGAGGUCAACUACGAUGACGGCUCCUACUGUGACAACAUCUUCCCCGAGAACGUUGUGAGUCACGACUGUCUUCGUAACGGUCCCCCAGAGACCGGCGAGCUGACGUUGGUCCACAACAUGGAGGGCCAGGCGCUCAACGCCUCCUACGUCAAGGAUCACGUGCACAAGUACUACCAGGUGGAGUUCCAAGAUGAGUCCCAGCUGUUACUGAAGCAAACAGAGAUCCAUUCGCUGGAGCAGGACCUGCCCAAGAGGGUCUGCACUCGCCUGGCAAUACCAACCCAGGAAGCCCUUCUGACAGGAGACGAACCACAGGCAGCCAAGAGGCCUCGCCUCCCCGCCCCUCACCCCACACCUCAAGCCCCCAUGGACCCCGGAUGCCAACCCCCAGCUACAGGCCCUGUACCUCACAGUAUUACACCUCACACACCCAGCCAUGCUCCUGGUCCCUCCAACACUGAUAUCAGUGCCCUUACCCUCACCCAGGCUCUGGCAAUACCCAUCUCCGAGCCCACCCUCACCCCAAUGCCAACUCUCACUGAUCCUCUCCCAGCCCUGUCGGCCCUAGCCGCCCCUCUGCUGCCCCUCUCCCCAGCCGUUCACUUCCAGGACCAGGGUGAAGCUUACACAGCCAGGUCCGUGCCCUUCCAGGACCAGGGUGAAGCUUACACAGCCAGGUCCGUGCCCUUCCAGGACCAGGGUGAAGCUUACACAGCCAGGUCCGUGCCCUUCCAGGACCAGGGUGAAGCUUACACAGCCAGGUCCGUGCCCUUCCAGGACCAGGGUGAAGCUUACACAGCCAGGUCCGUGCCCUUCCAGGACCAGGGUGAAGCUUACACGCCCAGCUCCAGCUACGUGUCCUACAUGGAGACGCUGCUCAAUACACACUUCCCCCCUCAGGAAGAUGGCCCCGGGCCCCUGUUUUAAUGAGACGCCACCACUCUGCCGUGAUAGCUAGGCUAACAGGAGCUAAGCUAAUGCUAGGAAAGAUAAUGUAAUCUAUGCUAAAGGAGGCUAAGUGAUAGACAGUAGCAUCUGUUACAGAAUGCAGAUAAAGCACUCCUCAGUUGCAUGUCUUUUUUUUUUAUUUUUAGGGUGGGUGGGAGUUUGGGGGGGUUCUCACUGCUGUGGUGUGGUUAUGGGCUGUUCCUAGAACUGCAGCUGAAGAGGAGGCUUCUUUGUGGUGUGGUUAUGGGCUGUUCCUAGAACUGCAGCUGAAGAGGAGGCUUCUUUGUGGUGUGGUUAUGGGCUGUUCCUAGAACUGCAGCUGAAGAGGAGGCUUCUUUGUGGUGUGGUUAUGGGCUGUUCCUAGAACUGCAGCUGAAGAGGAGGCUUCUUUGUGUUGUGGUUAUGGGCUGUUCCUAGAACUGCAGCUGAAGAGGAGGCUUCUUUGUGGUGUGGUUAUGGGCUGUUCCUAGAACUGCAGCUGAAGAGGAGGCUUCUUUGUGGUGUGGUUAUGGGCUGUUCCUAGAACUGCAGCUGAAGAGGAGGCUUCUUUGUGGUGUGGUUAUGGGCUGUUCCUAGAACUGCAGCUGAAGAGGAGGCUUCUUUGUGGUGUGGUUAUGGGCUGUUCCUAGAACUGCAGCGAAAGAGGAGGCUUCUUUUCCACUUCUUCUGUGUUUGUCUGCCAUUUGUGCAAAACGCAAAAUGUAUAGACUCACAAGCAUCAUCACCUUACCUCUUUCUAUCCAGUUAUUUACCCGCUUUUACAGAACGGUGACGUCAGCUUUUUUUGUGUUCAUCUAUGAAACCAGCAACAACUAUUUUUUAAUAGAAGCUUUACCAACUGCUUACAAUGAAACAGAACAGCAUAUGGACAGAAUAUUUGUGUACAGUUUCAAUAAUGUAUUUUUGUUUGUGAGAGGUCCUGGGGAAAGGGUGGAGAUGUAUUACAAGGGGGGUUGACAAGUAUUUAAAUGUCUUAUUCAUAUAUUGAUAUAAAAUCCUUGUAGAAAGAUAAAACAUUUUGUUGGGGGGGAAUGGUAGUUACACUUUAUUGUAAUCUUGUCUGCAGAACCAUUGAAUUUUGUGAAGAUGUGUUGCAGUAGUUCUGAAUGUGUCCCUGUAUCGAACAAACCCAAAAACCAUCAUGUUCACAUUGGUCACGUUUUCCAACUCCAGAACUUCUCUGGGCUUUGUUUUGUAGCAUUCUUCCUAAAAAUCAAUGUUACUAUUCGACGUUGUCUGUUCGUAUGACUAUUCUUUCUAUGUUUAUUUUGUGAAUAUAUUAACCUCACGAGGUGAUCCGAGAAAAUGCUUUGAUUAUGAAAUGAUGAUCCUUUUUUGAGAUUUUAGAGAGAGAGGUAAAUUGAAUUUCUACUCCAGUAAACAAAACCUGCAUUUUCAAAUGGUAUGUUAACGAUCUUUAUAGAGGUGCUAUCCUGUAUGACUGGGGAAGCAUGUUUCUCAUACCCACAGUCACAUUAUACAUAGUGCAAGCCUUUGUGUGUGAAUCAAAUCUGUUAAUGUCAUACUAGCCAUGUAAUUGAACUGUUAUUACAAUAGAAUGUCAUGACAGAUCAAUGUUCCUAUGUGGAAACCUACUGUGAAGAGGCUUUAUUUCAUAGGAAUUAAACUGAGUUGUUAUAGCCA